AUGAAGCAAGCUAUUAAGACUCUCAUAACAACUGUGCCCAGUAAGCACAUUAGGAUCUCUCCGCAUAGAAAGACCCCUCACUACGAGGAUAGUAGUAACAUCUCAAACAAGAGAGGCUCUGGGAACUUCAACUAUGAGACCUCAGUGAGUUCACAGCCCUCUCAUAACGGUAAUCUAGCUCCCCUAGCAUAUUAGGUGCUGCAAGCUAAUAAUAAUUAAACUAAUUGCAACAACUCUAGUACUUAAAGCAAUUAAAAUAUUGCGACAAUUAUAUAGCAAAGAAUGAUUACCUCAAUGCAAAGGAAGUCUAGUCUCAAGACUCAAUUUCUUACUAAAAAUCAAAAGGACUCAAGUAAGAAGUAAAAGACCACAGAUAGGGAAUCCAGACAGUAAACAAGCACAAACAGUAAAAAGUAAAGCAACUAGAAUCUAGGAAGAGUACUGCCUAAUUAUGAUGAAAAUAAUCAAGAUUUGAUGUUUACGAUACCUAUUACACUUGACAGAAUGACGCCGUCUUUAGGUUAUACCCAAUCAGUGCUUGGAAAUGACUCAGACUCAAAAUAGAUUAUCAAGAACUUCUCAACAGCUUAGAAAAUCAAGAAAAAAUCUUAAGACAUGACUGUUGGGCGGGGAUCUGCAUCUACUCUUAACAGCGGUAAAAAGCGAAACUUGGAGUCUAUUAGCAACAGCCGCUAAAGUAAAAACAACAAAGUCACAGUCAUAUCACUGUUUGCCUCUUAGCAGUUACCUAAAAAUCAAGCAUAGAAAACUCUAAAGCCAAGUGCCAAUAGCUAACAGCAUUUGCUUCAAUCACCUGACUAUGCCAAUGAUUUGGAGGACUUACAAGAUAGAGAAGUCAGUAAACCUAGAAACAAUGGGGCUUCCCAGCAGAUGAUAGUCUUGAAUUCUCCAGGCGGCUCAAGUAAAUCUAGAAAAGGCUCUUAAAGUAUAAUGUUCUCCCCUCCCGUAAACAAGAUAGUUACCUCAAAUCCCUUUGAUAAGUUGAAAAAAGUAUAGUCAUCGAACUCUACUAAAUAUCAUUAAAAAUUCCUCACUAGUAAUAUAGUGUCUCCCAAGUCAUCUAACAAGAAGAAUGAUUAGUCCAAGCAAAGUAACAUGAGAGGAUUUGCAGGCGAGUCAUCUCAAUCUAUAAUGCUGAGAAAUAAAUCAAAGGAAUCGAAUCGUGUCCCUGAAAUAUAGCUAGUCAUAUCGCCUGAUAAAAGCAAAGUUAUUAGAGAUGGCAAGCAUACAAACGCGAAUAACUCAAUUGCCAACGAUGGCUCCUACACCCGAAUCAAUAACUCUAUUAUAAGUAAGGCUAGUAACUAUAGCAGUGUGAACAUGAGACCUAGUUCUCCAAAUCUAUUAAUUAAUGUUGAGGAUUAGUUUUUGUAACAAUAACAUUUUACAUCCUUAAUUGAAUAAGCUAAGCUUACAACCAGAUCUAAUGGUACCUAAAGUGAAAGAGACUUAAACAGAGUUAGCUACUAAGAUCCUUUCAUGGCAUAAUAUGCAACCACAAACAACAGACUGACCAAUCUUAAAGGAAACAGUAGUCAGAUAUAGUUAUUGGCUUCAUCAAAUGAUAGGUAAAAACCUAAUUGCCAAAGUAGCCUCUCUACUUAUUCAUAAAAGUCGAAUUAAGUAUUUGAGAUCAAGAACUAUACCAAUGAACCACAGAGCUUUGGCAAAAAAUCAUAGGAAAUAUAAGUGCAAUUUCCUUAUAAUAAAUGCUUCAACUGUUAUGAAAACGAGUUAAAUGGGGUCAAUUCUACUAAGAACUCCUUUGCAAGCAAACUAAACUCACCGCACAGCUCAUUUAAAGAAAUUAAAACGAUUAACCUUCAAUUAGGCUAUUAAGAUGAUAGUCUCUAAUUGAAUUCAAAGGUUAUCACAAUUAAUUUGCAAUAGAUUAAAUCAAGAUGUGUGAAUCCAGUCAUGAAUCUUAGAAAAAGUGUUGAAGCACUUGCCAGAGCGAACUUUGCAAAGAGCAUGGACGCUUUAGAUCAAAUAAUGCUUAAUGAAAGUAGGAUUGAUGAAAAUGAGAUACAAUCAGCUCUACUAAAUCUACAGCUAUACCCCUAGCAAAGCAUGUAUGAUAAUGAGAAAAAUAUAGCUUUGAAUAAAUAUGAAGAGCUAUUGAGGAAAAUUGUUGUUUAGUAUACAAAGCUCUAAAGAUAGUUUUAUGAUCUUCAGAAUAGAGCAACUUAAUCUGAUUAACAUAUUGCAGGACUAAACUAAGAUUAGCAGUUAUAAAUCUAAAAUCUGCUUUAAGAGAACAAAAAUCUAUAGUAAAUCGUAGCCAAUGAAAUGAAUUAGCGAGUGAUGGAGAAACAGACUUUUGAAAAGUUAAAGCAAGGUUUGUUGACAGAAAUUAAAAGGCUUCAAGAUUCUGAUGUAACCUAUAGACAAAAGCUUUAAACUUACUCAGAUGAUAGGUAAACACUUGAAAAAGCAGUUAAGUCACUAAGAGAACAGAUUCUAAAAGCUGAAACAGAGAAUCACUCACUUCUUAAUGAGAAUAAGAGACUGAAGACUUACACAGACCAACAAGAGCAGGAACUAUCUAGAAUCAAGCAAACUAACUAGAUCUUGGAUAAGAAAAGUUAGGAGAACAAAUACCUUUUAGAUUAGUCAUAGGCUACUAAUUAGAAAAUAGAACAGCAUUAUCAAUAAGUAUUGAAUGAGAACCAAUAGAUAAAGAAGGCUGUUGAUGGUCUAUAAGGCAACUUGCAAUAGUUAAUGGAUGCUAAUGUCAAGUAUAAAGAAGAGAUAUCACAUCUAAUGAUUGAAAAGCAGUAAAUUUCGCUCAAGUUGUUGUCAUAUUAACAGCAAUUGAAUCCUCAGAAUAAUCAAAGCCAAAUGUCUCAUUUCACGCAUUCAUUCGCUCAAGACUUAGAAUAUGGCUUCCCGUUGAGUGCUAUACCUAAAGCAGAAAUUGAUUUGCUAGCUAAGACACCUACUAAAGUAAAAAACUAUCAGCAACAAAAUGUAAAUAACAAUUCCUCAUUAUUUGGAAUGGGCAACAUGAGCAAAUAAAACAGCAGUGACUACAAAUCACUUGAGCAGAAGCAUUUUGAGACUUAAAAGAAUUAAUCUCUUUUAUAUCAGCCUAAUUAAAACAACAGAGUUAGUCAGUUGACUCACAAUUCUGGAUUCUAUACUCCGAAUAGUAAUUUGAAUAACAGCAACACGUUCUAGUCUUGCCUUGCAGGUCACACUCCAAAUAAAGAGAGAAUAACCUCUAAAUCAAUUGAGAGGAAAUAUAUUGCUAAUGACUCUAGUUCAGUUAAUAAAAUCAUGUCAUGGAGUGAAGCCUAGCAUGCUUAAAAUUUAAGAACACCCAAAUCCACCAGCUGCUAGAAAUAUGAAAUGUCUCAGACCAAGCCAAACAGACUUACCUCAGAUUUCCUACAGUCUAAUGACUUUGACUAUUUGCCUGCUGCUGGUAAAGAUUCAAAGUAACUUCAUUCCAAGGAGCAUAAGCAUUUCAACAGUUUAACAUAAUCUCAGGAAGUAAAUCAAAUUCAAAUGGGUAGUAUCAAGCAAUAUCUAGAUAUGGAUAUUAGAGAGAUCAAUCCAGAUCAACUAUGA
Messenger RNA from Stylonychia lemnae, 3594 nucleotides. The record is from the annotation of a GenBank genome assembly. NCBI's taxonomy places the organism in Eukaryota, Ciliophora, Spirotrichea, Sporadotrichida, Oxytrichidae.